Molecule: messenger RNA, 939 nt
Organism: Maudiozyma barnettii
Lineage: Eukaryota; Fungi; Ascomycota; Saccharomycetes; Saccharomycetales; Saccharomycetaceae
Gene: DCD1
Product: deoxycytidine monophosphate deaminase
Exons: 1
Coding region: 1-939 (312 amino acids)
Molecular function (GO): hydrolase activity; zinc ion binding
Source: RefSeq, a predicted model, not a curated record
AUGUUAGUUGCUGUUAGCGGUACCAAAUAUAGUGGGGUUGACACACUAAUUGAUCUGUUGGUCUCAAGACAUGGAUUUGAAUUGAUUGAUUCUAAAGUUCAAGAUCCAGAUGCUAUUAUGGAUUAUGCUACUAAAUAUUAUACGAAGGACCUAGUAUUGAAAUGUAAUUCGUUAGAAUUAUGUACAACAUUGGAAAAGAGACCAUUUUUUGUUCAUUUAUCUAUGCAGGCCUCGAUGAAAUUACGUAUGAAGAGCUUAAAAGACACCUCUGAAACUAAAGAUAUUGACGAAUUAUGUACUUUGUUAGAUGAACAUGAUUUCAAAUCUGAUAUAAUUGAGUUACAUGAAAAGGCUAAUGUAAAAUUCAAAUUGAUUAAUGAUAAUGACUCUGAGAAAUUAAAUAUUGUUCUUAACAAACAAUUACAAAUAUUAAGAAAUAAGAAACCAAACUCGCCGGAAGAGUUCAACCCACCGCUCAGACCUGACUGGGAUACUUAUUUCAUGAAACUAGCGACAUUGGCUGCAUCUAGAUCGAACUGUAUGAAACGGAAAGUUGGAUGUGUUGUAGUAAGGGAGAAACGUGUCAUUGCUACAGGUUAUAAUGGUACGCCAAGGCAUUUGACGGAUUGUUGUAAUGGCGGCUGUCCUCGUUGUAAUGGUGGUAAUUCUCAUGAGUUGCAUACAUGUCUAUGUCUCCAUGCAGAAGAGAACGCUUUAUUAGAAGCUGGUAGAGAUAGAAUAGGCAAUAGUGCUACUUUAUAUUGCGAUACAUGUCCAUGUUUGACUUGUUCGGUAAAGAUUGUGCAGACAGGUAUUGAGGAAGUUGUUUACAGUCAGUCUUAUAGAAUGGAUGAGGCUAGCUUUAAAGUCCUAAGAGAUGGUGGUAUCAAAGUGAGACAACUUAGCGUUAUCGAUGAACCAAGAAUUGUCAUAGUUUAG